AUGCUUACACGAAGACUAUUGCGACAAUUGACCACUCUGGCGCGGUUGCUGCUCCCCCGAGCCAACCACACCCGCCAAGCUAAAGAAAUAUCACCGGAAGAAGUUCAGCGAUUUCGGGAAAAGCUCAAAGCGGAACAGGCGCAAAGAGGCACGAGUGGCGCUAGUAACCAGCAGUACUACCAAACAAAACCGCUGAGCGACUACCAGUACUAUGAAGGCGACCCUUCGCAGCACCGCACCGUGUUUGGGUCUCCCCCUAACCCCAAUGGCAUCAUCACCCCGGAAGACCCCGUCUACGAUAUCCUUAAAGAGCCCACGUUAGUGAUUGAGCGCCAAAUCGAAAUGAUGAAUAUCUUUUUGGGGUUCGAACAGGCUAACUAUUACAAGAUCAUGAACCUGAUGGGCCAGCAGAUCGGCUACAUGCAAGAACGGGACCUUGGCAUCAUGCGAGUGAUGGGUCGUCAAUUCAUGAGAUUGCACCGUCCGUUUAAUGUCGAUGUGUUCAACAUGUACGGCGACCACGUGCUUACCAUUAAGAGACCGUUUGCGUUUAUUAAUUCCCAUAUUAAGGCGCUUUUACCCGGGGUUGAUGAACAUGGCAGACCAGUGUUUGAAGAGAUUGGCGAGCUGAUCCAAAGUUGGCACUUGUGGAGACGUCGCUAUAACUUGUUCAAGCUUGAGGAUGAAGUCACCGACGACUUUGAACAGUUUGGUAAGAUUGAUGCACCAUUUUUAUCGUUUGAAUUCCCCGUCCACAAUGCCCGCAAUGAUGUCAUUGGUUCAGUGGACAGAAACUGGGUGGGGCUUGGUCGUGAGUUCUUCACCGAUACCGGUGUGUAUAUCGUUCGCAUGGAUCCUGCUAGUUUUGAAGGCAUGGGUGACCGCUACCCUCUGGUAGCCGGUCCGUUGACCUUAGACCAGCGGGCAGUGCUUUUAGCCAACGCUGUCUCCAUCGACUUCGACUACUUCUCACGUCACUCCCGUAGCGGUCCUGGGGGCGGCCUCUUCACCAGUUACGAAUAG
Molecule: messenger RNA, 1023 nt
Organism: Diutina rugosa
Lineage: Eukaryota; Fungi; Ascomycota; Pichiomycetes; Serinales; Debaryomycetaceae
Exons: 1
Coding region: 1-1023 (340 amino acids)
Biological process (GO): plasma membrane phospholipid scrambling
Cellular component (GO): plasma membrane
Molecular function (GO): phospholipid scramblase activity
Source: RefSeq, a predicted model, not a curated record